Molecule: messenger RNA, 2712 nt
Organism: Gregarina niphandrodes
Lineage: Eukaryota; Apicomplexa; Conoidasida; Eugregarinorida; Gregarinidae
Exons: 1
Coding region: 1-2712 (903 amino acids)
Source: RefSeq, a predicted model, not a curated record
AUGGAUGCAGAGGGAAUCAGGCCGCCUGUUGACGACUGUGUUGUCAGGUUGCUGACUCUUAGUGAUCGAAGUAAAGACGCCGAUAUCGAGUGUGUGGUACUGUUGCCUAAGAAAGCCGUGGCGAGUUUGACUUCGAAGAAAGUCAGUGAGGAAGCAUGCCUGAAAAGAUUUCACUGGCUCGAAAUCUGUAGUAGGUUUGUGGUGUAUGGUUCCCCUGAUCCGUUUAAUAUUCUGGGUGAAACUUUAGUUAUCCGAGAACUCAAAGAAUAUCUGGAGACGGUAGAUCCUGAGGACAACUUCCGCAACGUGUCUGAUGAGAUUUGCCUCGAGAGCGUGGGUCGUACAGUUGCUGAGUUGCAGAAGCUGUGCGAGUUCGAUAAUGACCCACUGCAAGUGACGGCUUGUAGACGUCUGAAUUUUGAGGAGUUAGAGGACCUUCUUGAAAGCGUGCCAGAAGACUGGGUGCCAGCACUGCAAAGGUCAGCUCUCCAAUGCGGCAUAUUUGAUGUUGAAAGCGGCUGGAGUUGCCGGUCGACACGGUGCGUACCAAACAAAAUGUGUGUAACGGUGUCCACCGGGGCCACCAUACUAAGUGGGAUAGCUAUUUGGGCAUUAUACAAUUGGUUAAAACCACGUAACUCAGAAGCGACCACACAUCCCAUAAAUGGGAUCUUCAAUAUGAGUCGCACAACCAGCGUGAAUGAGACCGCCACCACGCUGACCCCUUACGAGACGUUCAGCAUCAACCACACAGCCACCAAAAGCGACACUAUGAACAGCCUGUUGGGCUUGACUCAAGAACCUUCAUCAUUGCUUACUCAAGAACCUUCAUCAUUGCUUACUCAGAUGAGCAUCAGCACCCCUUCAGAUCAAGACAGGCAUAGCUCAAUAGACACAUUCACAAGUCUUACCUCGUCAGUCGCUGCGGACAUGACGAAGGAAACGACAAAGGUACUCCGGAAUGGGACGGAUUCCGGGUUCAGUGUCAAUGAUCCUGACCCCGUUCAGCACUGGAAUUAUCCGCCGAGAGGCGCUCUGAAUCUGGCCACGCCGGUGGUACACAACGACACCACCACGGAGCUUGUCACAGGCGCCGUCAAGGUCAGAACGAAUGCGACCACGCCGGUGGUACACAACGACACCACCACGGGGCUUGUCACAGGCGCCGUCAAGGUCAGAACGAAUGCGGCCACGCCGGUGGUGCACAACGACACCACCACGGGGCUUGUCACAGGCGCCAUCACGACCACACCGAAUGCAACCCCGUCGGGGGUACGCUACGACACCACUACGGAGCUUGCCAGCGGGAAGACACCCCCAGUGUAUACGAGCCCAUUCAAGACAAGGAUGAGCAGAGAGGCGUUGGACAGGAUUCAGCUCCCACGGUCGGAUUGCAAUGGUCUGUUCAACGCAAAAAGUUUUAUGAAGGACAAUUGGGCUCAGAUGGGUGAACCAGGAAUGCAAUAUCCAUGUGAAGGCGGUAGCGGAAUCCUGUUGUGCGGGGCGCAUGAGGAGAUACAAUACACCUGUCACGUUUUCGGCGCUCCAUGGAUGUGCGAUGCGUUUGGAGUGAGAGAUGCGGUGGGUGUUUAUUUGAAGGACAAUGGGAAUUGUGUUGUACGUUGCGACAGUGAAGAGGAAAUGGGGCGUAAUUUGUGGAAAGGGGCUUAUCGUAAUUUGUUGUACGUACCUUCAAAUGUGUUGAAUCGGCGGUCGGAUUUCGAUGCUAUAUUACCGAGGUUACACCCUCUAGACAAGAAGUGCUCUGGGUCAUGUGAAGGUGAUGGAUGCGAAAGAGAUAAUUUCAGCUUUAUUCGGGAUUGUCGUUGUGCCAUAUCUAAGGUUAAGUGUUUAAUAAAGCCGGAGGAAUACAAGUCUGCUCAGCCGAUUGAAUCGUUUGCUUAUCAUACAGACACACGAGAUGUAUUUAGAAACCUUUCUGCAUUUAACGCUAAGAAAAAAGGACAGUAUGAAGUUCGGGAAUGCAAAUAUGAAUGUCUUGGGCGAGAGCUCGGUGUGGAGGAAACAGAAGAUACCAGUCGCUUUAAGACAAGGAUUACUAGUGGUGAAUUAAACAGGCUUGCCCUUACACGAUACGAGUGCCGUAAAAUCUUCAGGAAAACGAAUUCCACAUACGAGUCGAUAAUACCGUCCGGACGUUAUCCAUGUGAAGGCUAUAGCGGGAUUAUGAAGUGCGGCGAACAAGAGUCGUGCCAUCAUUUUGGGGGCCCAUGGACCUUUGAUGCCUUCGCGGUACAGCACGCGAUUAGGUACCAUCAGAAGAAUGAUAAGGGCUGCAUCGCAUCGUGCCCUAACAUGAUGGAUAGGGUACGUGAUUUGUGGCAAGAGACCGACGAGAAUUUGCCGUACUUCACCGAAGGUAACGUGGGUCCUCAACUUGGUGUAUUCGAAGAUUUCCUGUCACAGUUAUAUCCUGUCAAUGACGAUUGCUCAUUCACCUGCACAAACUGCGACAGAAAAGACUUUGCUGACGUCAAGCAAUGUUUAUGUGCCCUUGCCAAUGUCAGCUGCCGUGUCCGACCCAAAGGAGAAAAGUUCUGGCAACGACUUGAAUCAGUUGGUUAUCAUACAAAUCCUGUAGAUAUCUUGAGAAGCCUUACAGUAUUCAACACAAAAGAGAAAGAAUAUGACGUUGAUAAUUGCCAGUAUAAAUGCCAUUUACGUCCCUUGAAAAGAAGGAGACAUCUAUAG